This is a messenger RNA of Aethalodelphis obliquidens (Pacific white-sided dolphin), 1146 nucleotides long. RefSeq names its product transmembrane protein 170A (gene TMEM170A). NCBI's taxonomy places the organism in Eukaryota, Metazoa, Chordata, Mammalia, Artiodactyla, Delphinidae. The record is from RefSeq and is a predicted model, not a curated record. Gene Ontology annotation, cellular component: endoplasmic reticulum membrane. Gene Ontology annotation, biological process: endoplasmic reticulum tubular network organization. The coding region runs from base 26 to 391 and encodes 121 amino acids. The transcript is spliced from 3 exons.
CCUCUCUGCGGUGAAUGGCGGCGGGAUGGAGCACGAGGGGAGCGGCGACAGCGGGGGGUCGGCUGGGCUCCUGCAGCAGAUCCUCAGCCUGAAGCUCGUGCCGCGCGUGGGCAACGGGACCUUGUGCCCUAACUCCACUUCUCUCUGCUCCUUCCCAGAGAUGUGGUAUGGUGUGUUCCUGUGGGCACUGGUGUCCUCUCUCUUCUUUCAUGUCCCUGCUGGAUUACUGGCCCUCUUCACCCUCAGACAUCACAAAUAUGGUGCAGCAAUUGCUGGAGUGUACCGAGCAGCAGGAAAGGAAAUGAUUCCAUUUGAAGCCCUCACCUUGGGCACCGGACAGACAUUUUGUGUAGUGGUGGUCUCCUUUUUACGGAUUUUAGCUACUCUGUAGCACAUACCCUUGUGCUAUGAUGGUGAACCUAAGUUUCAUAGAAUCCUCAAAAAGAAUACAGUAUGGAAUGUGUUUUCUUAGUUCUUCAAACGGGAAGCAACUUGGAUGAAAAGGUAUAUGAAGAACAACAUUUCAGUCCUUUCUUCAAUUUGAAGCUCCAGGAAUUAAAGAUCUUUUUGGACUCAUUGUUCUCAACCAAAACAAAUCAACUUUCUUUUCUUUCUUUCUUUUUUCUACAUAUUUAAUUCAGGCAGUUUUACGGGUGUACCUUUACGCAAGCCAGGUCAGCAGUGCUUCUGGGUUGGCAUCCUUCAUACUGAAAUUUAUAAUGUUCUGUGAGAAAAUGCAACGUUGCAUAUUUCAGAGAAAUUAUGGAUCAUAUUAGUUUAUUUCUGAGCAGAGUAUACUGUACUAAAAUCUAACGAUCUAAUCUUGAGUAAAAUUUGGCAAACUCAUCUCUUGCUACAUCUUCAUGACAGUAAGUGCCAAGUAGGUGUUGGUUGAAUGUCGUGUUGAGAACAAAUUUGGUGAAAUCUGUUGCACACAAAAAAAUCUAUAACUCAAGUAGUGGCUUCGAUUCCUUUGUUUAAAGAAAAAGGAGCUAACUACUGAAUGAUGUGACAUUUUUAUGGAUAACUAUCUUGACUUCUGAUUAUUUAAUAUAUUUUAAGAGAUGUGAAUUUGUUUUUUGGUACAUUUUAUCAAAAUAAGCUAGGUAAUUGAGACUUUUUCCCCUAAAGCUCCUGUACCACCUC